Messenger RNA from Betta splendens (Siamese fighting fish), 2802 nucleotides. RefSeq names its product Bardet-Biedl syndrome 7 (gene bbs7). Gene Ontology annotation, biological process: intracellular protein localization; intracellular transport; non-motile cilium assembly. Gene Ontology annotation, molecular function: protein binding. The record is from RefSeq and is a predicted model, not a curated record. Lineage: Eukaryota; Metazoa; Chordata; Actinopteri; Anabantiformes; Osphronemidae. The transcript is spliced from 19 exons. Gene Ontology annotation, cellular component: membrane; BBSome; ciliary basal body. Bases 447 to 2588 code for a protein of 713 amino acids.
ACAGCAGCAUCGUUGCUACUAGCAACACUGCGUCUAUCUUGUUCGGAAAUGUAGACAUUCGUGUCUAAUAAUCGCCUUAUGGAUGGUAUUUAGUUUGGUUAGUAUGAAAAGACCAUAAUUAGCUUCGUUUGUUUUAUGUCGGACACAGAAUCGUGUUAAAGGUCUUUUCUGGGUAUUAGAGUUGACAGCUGGUGUGCGAAUAAAUCGUGUUAGACAAUUAGCGUUAGCUUUCUAGCUAGCGUUAGCUGUCGUGUUAAUCCUUUGCUUUAGAUAAUCCCGGGUCCUACAUUUCCAAUACUAUCGUUUCACUAGGUAGACGAUUCUCACACAUUUGAAUGAGACAUGACGACAGUUGACUGCAACUAGUGCUGGGUUUACAGCGGCGUAACCUUCCUGGAUGCCUUUCACAGUUUUUCCUUGAAGACUGCGAUCUUUAGUCGAAUAGGAUGGAGAUUCACUUGAAUCGAGUUGACUACAUUCAGGUUGGGGUGACAUCCCAGAAAACAAUGAGACUGCUUCCAGCAUUAGGAAAAAAGGCAACCCAGAAGGUUGCCAUUGGCGAUCACGAUGGGAUACUGACAUGUUUCGGAAUGAAGAAGGGAGAGGCAGUGCCUGUGUUUAAAACACUCCCAGGGCCAAAGAUAACUAGAAUGGAUCUUGGAGGACCUGUGGGAACUCCACAGGAGAAGAUCUUUGUGUGUUCUGGUUCUCAAGUGAGAGGAUUCACCAAGAAAGGCAAACAGUUCCUGACUUUUGAUGCCAAUCUCACUGAGACCAUAAAUGCCAUGCAUGUCUCCGUUUCAGACCUUUUUCUUUGUGCAAGUUACAUCUACAAUCACUACUGUGACUGCAAAGAUCAGGACUAUUAUCUUUCUGGAGACAAAAUCAACGAUAUCACGUGUGCGUCCUCAGAAAAUUUAACUCGUCUUGUUCCAGUUCUGGCUUGCCAAGAUCGGGUUCUCAGAGUCUUGCAGGGAUCAGAGCUUGCUUAUGAUAUAGAAGUUCCAGGCCCUCCAUCUGUCCUGGAACUGUACAACAAAGAUGGAGGAGAGGAAAUUCUCUUUGGAACUACAGAUGGAAAAAUAGGAUUAGUCCAUAUUGGUGAGCACUCAGCUGUGAGCAAAUGGGAGAUUGAUAAUGACAAGAAAAAAGGAGGAAUACUUUGCAUUGACAGUUACGACAUUAUUGGAGAUGGAGUGAAUGACAUCCUUGUGGGCAGGGAUGAUGGAACAGUAGAGGUCUAUGGUUUUGACAGUAACAGUGAGCCCACAUUACAUUUUGAACAUGUGUUGAGUGAGAGUGUGACAUCCAUCCAGGGUGGCUGUGUGGGGAAGGAGUCUUAUGAUGAAGUUUUAACUGCCACUUACACAGGAUGGGUGACUGGUUUAACCACUGAGUCCCAGAAGACUGAGGUUGGCCCUGGAGAUGAGGUCAAAUUGAGUAAGGAGACCCAAUCUAAAGUCGAAGCUCUCAGAGCGGAGUUGGAGCAGCUUCAGAUGAAGGUCCUGCAGGGACGUGAGCAGUACCAUCAGAUCUCCCAGUCAAGCACUGCUGUCUCUGCUGUGCCUGUCUUCAGUAUCAAUGACAAGUUCACUCUCUGCCAAGAUGAUGCAAGCUACAGCCUGACCCUGGAGGUGCUGACUGCCAUUGAUAAUCUGCUGCUUCAGAGUGACGUUCCAAUAGACCUGCUGGAUGUAGAUAAGAAUUCUGCUGUUGUGAGUUUCAGUGAGUGUGACUCAGAGCAGCCUAAUGGGAACUUCCUCCUGGCCACAUACAGAUGUCAGGCUAACACUACCCGACUUGAGCUUAAGGUGAGGUCCAUAGAAGGACAGUAUGGGACCCUGCAGGCGUAUGUUACCCCUAGACUGCAACCCAAGACCUGCCAAGUCCGUCAGUACCAGAUUAAACCUCUUUCUCUUCACCAGCGAACUCACAGCAUAGAUCAAGACAGGCCCAUGAAUAAACUCAGCCUGGUAGGACAGUUCAGUUUCGCAGAGAUCCAUUCCUGGGUUGUUUUCUGUUUACCUGAAGUGCCUGAAAAAACACCAGCAGGAGAGUCCAUCACUUUCUAUUUCCAAAACACCUUCCUUGGCACACAACUUGAAGCCAAUUACUGUAAAGGAGAGGGUCACUUCCGGUCAGACAACAUCUCUACCAUCUCUAUACUGAGUGAUGUCUUCUCUAAAGAGGCCACCAAGAAAAAAAUAAAUCUAAACAUUUCAUAUGAUAUUAAUGAUGAUUCUGUGAGCCACACUCUGAAGAUGAUCCAUCCGAAACUGGAGUAUCAGUUGUUGCUGGCUAGAAAAGUCCAGCUUAUUGAUGCACUAAAAGAGCUUCAGGUUCACGAGGGAAAUGCUGAUUUUCUCAUCCCAGAGUAUCGCAAGAUCCUGGAUGAGUCCGCUAAUCUCCUUGAGGAGUACAAGAAGCAGCCUGCACAUCUCGAGAGGCUUUAUGGGAUGAUCACGGACCUCUUCAUUGACAAAUUCAAGUUCAAAGGCCAGAAUGUGAAAACAAAGGUGUCGACAUUGUUGGAGAUACUCGAUAAUUAUGACCUAAAUUCCCUAUUAGAUUUUUUCAAUGAUGCAUGAUGUGAAAUAAAUCAGAAGAUAAUGAACAUUAUUUGUGCUAUUUUUGUAUUGUAAAUACAAAAGGUUUGUUUUGUAGUCAAUGUUUUGUUGUUAGAUUGUUGCAUAAGUACAGUUUGAUCUAUGUAUGGUGUACAGUAUUUGAUAUUUAUGUAUUUUGAUUAGUUUCUAAAAACAAUGUUGGAAAAAAUAAAUCGCUCUAUGGCUGUCAGGUUGA